This is a messenger RNA of Biomphalaria glabrata, 885 nucleotides long. RefSeq lists its product as uncharacterized. The coding region runs from base 1 to 885 and encodes 294 amino acids. Lineage: Eukaryota; Metazoa; Mollusca; Gastropoda; Planorbidae. The record is from RefSeq and is a predicted model, not a curated record. The transcript has a single exon.
AUGACUUUGUGUGACCAAAGCAGCAUGACUUUGUGUGACCAAUGCAACAUGACUUUGUGUGACCAAUGCAACAUGACUUUGUGUGACCAAUGCAACAUGACUUUGUGUGACCAGUGCAGCAUGACUUUGUGUGACCAAUGCAACAUGACUUUGUGUGACCAAAGCAGCAUGACUUUGUGUGACCAAUGCAACAUGACUUUGUGUGACCAAUGCAGCAUGACUUUGUGUGACCAAUGCAGCAAGACUUUGUGUGACCAAUGCAGCAUGACUUUGUGUGACCAAUGCAACAUGACUUUGUGUGACCAAUGCAGCAUGACUUUGUGUGACCAAUGCAACAUGACUUUGUGUGACCAAUGCAACAUGACUUUGUGUGACCAAUGCAACAUGACUUUGUGUGACCAAUGCAACAUGACUUUGUGUGACCAAUGCAGCAUGACUUUGUGUGACCAAUGCAACAUGACUUUGUGUGACCAAUGCAACAUGACUUUGUGUGACCAAUGCAACAUGACUUUGUGUGACCAAUGCAGCAUGACUUUGUGUGACCAAUGCAACAUGACUUUGUGUGACCAAUGCAGCAUGACUUUGUGUGACCAAUGCAACAUGACUUUGUGUGACCAAUGCAACAUGACUUUGUGUGACCAAUGCAGCAUGACUUUGUGUGACCAAUGCAGCAUGACUUUGUGUGACCAGUGCAGCAUGACUUUGUGUGACCAAUGCAGCAUGACUUUGUGUGACCAAUGCAACAUGACUUUGUGUGACCAAUGCAACAUGACUUUGUGUGACCAAUGCAACAUGACUUUGUUUGACCAAUGCAACAUGACUUUGUGUGACCAAUGCAGCAUGACUUUGUGUGACCAAUGCAGCAUGCGGUUAGAACAAAUCUGA